UAAAACGAACCCAACCGCCAAAACUAGAAACGACGUCGCUUGGUACUAGCGAAGAGUACGGGGCCGUGUAGGUGGCGGUACGAACUGCAAAGAAGCGAGUCCGCUGCUGGGGUAGGUGGAUGUAAAAUAUCAGACACCACCUUCCACUAUAUAAAACUGACCCAUCGUCCAAAUCAUUUUAACACCAAAAGGCCAACCAUCGCUCAUUCCCUCUCUCUCUCUCUACACGCACACACACACUCACUCUCUCUCUACACCAGUCUUUUACUGUAUGGCCGCCAAUUCGAGCAGUCGAGGUAUCGCGAGCUUGGGGAAGCGCCUUAUCAACGAGAUCCGAGCGCGCGAUUCAGCUCAGCUCUCCGCUCUCACUCUCAGGAGGGCUGCUCACACCUCGACUUAUGACAAGAACCCGGAGGAACAAACUCGACCCAGCUUUGUUCCAGAUGAUGUGAUCCCACCCCAACCGGACAAGUACUGGGCUCCACAUCCCCACACGGGGGUGUUCGGGCCUGAAGCUGAACACACAUCUUCCGCAGGCAGGGAGGACGGCUCCUCCACGGGCGAUGGUGGGGAGGGAUCCUCGGUGAUGGAGCAGGAGGCGUGGUUUCGUCCUACCAGCAUCGAGGACUUGGAGAAGCCUCACCUUCCCUAACUCCGAGGCAACAUAUGAACUAUAUAUAUUAUAGAUAAAUAAUGUAUAGGCGUGCUGCAGCGGAGGCUGCCUAUAUAUGUGCUGUAGUGCUAAAAGUAGUAGUAUUCUGUGUGCAAAUACCGGUUGGUAGCAGAGCUGGAGUUGACUGUGUUACAUAUUAUAUGCAACUUAAUGGUUACCUACCCUAUGCCAAUGGCUGUGUAUUUCUAAUUUUCUACGGUAUCUUUUCCGUGAAUAGAGGGAUAUGCCUUGUGAAUCAA
Malus domestica (apple) is the source of this 912-nucleotide messenger RNA. RefSeq names its product late embryogenesis abundant protein At5g17165-like. The record is from RefSeq and is a predicted model, not a curated record. Lineage: Eukaryota; Viridiplantae; Streptophyta; Magnoliopsida; Rosales; Rosaceae.